UGAGGCGGAAGGAUGUCGGAUCUGCGGAGUUUCUCAAGGGCGUUCGUGGAGGAUUUCAUCGACCUGUACCGAGACCACGAAUGCCUUUGGAAAAUGAAGAGCAGAAGUUACUCGGACAGAAACAUGAAGAGACAGGCUUACGAAAAACUCGCCGGGAAGCUGAGGGAGGUGGAUCCGUCGGCAGAUCGGGAAGCUGUGGUGAAGAAAAUAAACAACCUUAGGAGUGCUUAUAGGAAAGAGCUGAAGAAAGUGGUCGAUUCAAAGAGGUCGGGAGGGGACAGCGCAUACUCGCCCAAGCUGUGGUAUUUCCAUCUGCUGAGUUUCUUGCUGGACCAAGAGAAUCCGCGAGUAGCGACUUCUAACCUGGAGACAUAUGGGGAUCAGGAGACGAAAGAGUCAAUGGAGCUGGACACCUCUCAAGAUCGGGAGCCGCAAGAAGAAACAGGCGAGGAACCAACGCCAUAUCCUGCGGCAGAACCCUUGCGGCAGACCAACACCUCGGGACAGACAAGGCUACAGAAGAGGCUGAGCGAGGAACACACCAACCCUGUACUGAACUCAACUACUGAACGCCUUCACCUUAAGACUGAGGAUGAUUUUGACAUCACAGGGAAACACGUAGCUUCGAAAUUAAGAAUAGUCUCUCAGGAUCAACGUAUAUAUGCAGAGAGACUGAUUGCUGAGGUAUUGUUUGAAGCUCAGUUGGGCAACCUCAGUAGAGAAUGCAAGUUAAUUAUUAAAAAGUCCUAGCUAACUGAUGUCAACCGCACACACUAGACUUUUGGAAGUUAAGAUAAUAAGUCUUUCUGGCUUUUACAUUCACUGAUCCAAUGUUAGCUGAUCAGUAGUUUUCCAGUAAGCACUUGAAUUCUCCAUUAAGUCUGCACAGAUUGCUCGGUGAGUUGCGUUUUUUUCGAGUUAUGCUCUAUGGGUUAACCACAGUGUAAUUAGCUGCAAUA
Molecule: messenger RNA, 959 nt
Organism: Penaeus chinensis
Lineage: Eukaryota; Metazoa; Arthropoda; Malacostraca; Decapoda; Penaeidae
Exons: 2
Coding region: 13-750 (245 amino acids)
Source: RefSeq, a predicted model, not a curated record